UCGCAUUCGAUAGGUACAUAGGCCACGAUACUGUAGAAGUUUAGGCAGUAUACUUUUUAUAGAUUCGCAGGACAGACUGCCAUAGCACACACGUACGAUAGCAAAAACGCUUCACGUGGCUUUGGUGUCUCUCGCAGAACCUUUCUGCGCGUAAGAUCUGGCAAAAGUGACGCCAAGGCGAUAGUCUUAGAGUGGCUGAUGCGGACUCUUAUCUAGUGCAGUUCAGCUGAACAUAUUUCAAGUCGCACGAUUGAUAUAUAUAUAGAAAAAAGGAAGAGUUAUGCCUUGUACUCAUUCGUCACGUAGACCGCCCCCAUUUGCAACGAGUCAACCUUCUACCUACUCCGAGUAGACGCCGUACGUUUAGAAAGAAUGGCGACGUAGCGUGUCCUCUCCAACGUCAUGCGCUGCGUAAAUGUAAGCGUCGAGAGCGAGAGCGUAUUUUAGUUUAACCACGUCUUAGUAAAGGGAUUGGGAACGGUACAUCGAUAUGUCUACUCCUGGAUCAUACCGGCCGCCUCUUCCUCCUUGGAACCAGCGGAACCCGCAGCCCCCUGGGUGUCUAGGAUAUACGGACUGGGGUUAUCCACCACCACCCCCGGGACUUCCGCCUCAGAAUCCGGCCUAUGUACCCGACUCCCGGCUUCCGCCGGUCCCUCCGCCGAUCCCUCCGAGACCACCUGGGUAUGAGAUCGCCACUCCAAGCAGCUCUAAUGAACAGUCUUGUUUCGGACACUCCGUCCCGCCAACGCCCCCAGGGCCUCCCCCAAGAAUUGUGAGCGUGGAUUCAGCCAACCCUCCGCCAUACUCUUGUCAUCCGCCUGAUGCGCCCAGUCUCGGCAAAGGCCACGACUACUUGCGCACGUCAUGCUCAACCCUUCAUUGCCAGAAUGGGUUUACUAGCAUCCCACGGCCUCCCCCGAAUCCGCUUAGUCAAGCUAUCCUACAACAGCCAGCUAGCACCAAUUUGAUGCUUCCAGCGCGUCCUUCCAGCACAGCAAUUGGAAUCAACGAUAUUCAACCGCUAGCGAAUAGCUCCAGCUCUUCAACGACGUCACGCCCGCCCAAUACCGAGGCUUCGUCCCCAUCACUAGCCGGUGCUUCGAUCACGUCGCCAUCAAUAGAGCACCUAGACGCUCAAUUCCAAUCCCUAUCCGUGGAAAGUCGACUGCCGACCAACUUGCCGUCUGUUUCGCAUAAUAAUAGUACUCCCGAGUCCUACCCAAAUGUUCCCGAGACUCCUCCGUCCGAUCCUCGUGUCCUUGCACCUAGUCUCUCAGACGGCCAUAUCUACGAAUUACCAGCGGAAAACGAACCUAAAGGCAAGCGUGCUGCUGCUGCUGCUACACGCUUGGCAGAAGGCCUCCUACCGGCUCCUGCUCUCGAGCCGUCGGCGGUAACUUCCUGCAUCGACGACGCGGUCACAUUCGCAACGGACUGGUACCGGCACGCCGACGCGCCCGAGUUCCUCGUCUGUUCGCGCUGCUACGUCGACCACAUCCACAAGACCCGGUUCUGGAACCUUUUCCGAAAGAAGAGGCUGGGCGGCGACGGCGAGCCGCGCGUGUGCCGGUUCAGCAAGCCGCGGAUGCGCGAUCGCCUGCUGCGAGACGCGCUCGCGACGGGCUCCUGGGAGUCCGCGCUGGCUUGGAUGCGCUCCCGGCCGCGGAUACCGGACUGCAGAGGGGUCGAUGGCGUUAGAGGGGAGGAAGGCAUUGCGUGGUACAGGCCGAGAUUGAACGACAUCCCGGGCUUCGGGUGUUGCCAGGCCUGCUACGAAGACCGUGUCCUGGCCAACCCGUUUUUUGUGAACUUCGAGCCGGCGCAACCGCAGCCGGCAGAGGAAAUCUGGAGCUGCGAUUUAGCCGUGCCCUUUGUAGGAAAGGAGUACGAAGCCAGGGGUAAGACCAACGACUGGUCCGGGUUCGUAAGCGAGGCGAAGGCACGGCUGUCCAUAAGGCCUUGCGGACGGCGCAACGAAGAAUUGACCUACGGUAGGAAAUGGUUCGUGCCUAAGCGCGGCCCUGAAGGGCUGGUGCUCUGCUCGGGAUGUUAUUGCGACCAGGUGAUCCAUACCAGCGAGGAGGGCCAGUGGCAGGUGGAAGAGAAACUCACAAACGCAAUCGGUACCCGGGUCCGCUGCGGCAUGGGAAUCUUCAGCAUCACAAUGGCGAUGGCUCGGGCUCACGAGGUCAACGACUUCCAGAUAUUCUGGAGGGCCGUACAUAAGCUUUCCAAAGAGAAGUUUUGCGACGACGACGGUAUUGAAGAUGGGACCUGGUAUACGCUGCCUUCCGACCCGCCCAACUUCGGCAUCUGCGGCGCCUGCUAUGUUGCUAUCGCAGAACCCCUGGAUGUAUCGCGCUUCUUAGUACCGAAGCGGGACGCGCAGCCUGCCGGGGUUAAAUGGCUAUGCUGUUUCAACCUCUCGAAUCACCGGGCCCCGCAGUACUUGCCACUACUCGUCGAGAUGUAUCAUACACAUGAUACAACCUCAUUUGACAGAUUUGCUUCGGUGUAUUCUUCUCUGCCGGUAUGUCCUCGUGAGGAGGACGCGCAGGGCAAGCACUGGUACGGAUGGAUAGACUGCACGAUCUGUCCAGACUGCUAUCACGACUUUGCUGCGCUCAGUCCUCUGGCGGCGAAGAUGGAGCUUAAGAACACGGUGUUAGAGAGUAGCGCAAUGUGCGAGAUGUACAGCCGGCGUAUGCGCGACCUUUAUACAAAGUGUAGCGAGGCGUCGCCAUGCGACCCUACAGAGCUUCUCGGAUAUUCGGUGCAGCGGCGGCUCGUCUGGAGUCAGACGGUUCCACCAAUCCGAGCGAUGCUGCUACGAGCCAAGAUAGCGCUGGAUCAACAAAAGAUGCUCAACAUUACGAGCUCGCACUACAACCAGAUGGGCAUGCUAGAAGAUGUCACCUACGGACAUGCGUACACAUAUGGUGCUCCUGGAGUCGGUUACGGAUAUGCAAAUCAGAAUCUCCUGCAGGGCGCUAUCUACGGUCAGCAAGCCGCACAAGUGGGUGCUAGUGUUGUGAAUGGCAGUGCAACUCUCCUCGUCGGACAGCUGGAGCAGCAGUGGAGAGCUGUUGAAUAGGCAGAUUCGAUUACGGGGUUAUUAAUACAGGACUUUGCCUGGAUAGAUACCUGAGUACCUAACCUGAACUAGCAAUCAUAACGCGUACCUUAGGUAGUAUAUUACCAUGGCUCAUUGGGUAUACUUUUAGUCGAUGUGAUUCGAUGUAGGCAUAUAAACUAUAUGGGUAGAUACAUGCAACUCGCUUCGGUAUUGAAAUUCAAACUAACAUACC
Daldinia caldariorum is the source of this 3311-nucleotide messenger RNA. RefSeq lists its product as uncharacterized. Lineage: Eukaryota; Fungi; Ascomycota; Sordariomycetes; Xylariales; Hypoxylaceae. The transcript has 2 exons. The coding region runs from base 491 to 3097 and encodes 868 amino acids. The record is from RefSeq and is a predicted model, not a curated record.